CUAAAUAGCUACAUAUUUUUUCUCAAGGUGAGAGAUACUAAUAUUAGUACUUAGAGCACUGUAUUAAUCCCUUUUUGUUUCUGGGUGUGCGUUUUUGUGUGCAGGCUUAUCUGCCCUGGGCCUCUUUGGUCACAUAGCGCUCAUCUGUGAAUGGAGGCCCUGGCUCCCUUCCCACUGAGUAUUUUUGGGGAACAGAAAGAGGAGGCAUUUCUCUCUGAAGAUGAACUCAACAGACCACCUUCAGGAUGCCGCCAAUGCCACCUUGCUUCACAUGCCUCACAUGCAGGGGGAAAACAGCACCUCUCUCCAGGGAGAUCUUCAGGACCUCAUCCACACAGCCACCUUGGUGACCUGUACCUUUCUACUCGCAGUCAUCUUCUGCCUGGGCUCUUACGGCAACUUCAUUGUCUUCUUGUCCUUCUUUGAUCCAGCCUUCAGGAAAUUCAGAACCAACUUUGAUUUCAUGAUCCUGAACCUGUCCUUCUGUGACCUCUUCAUCUGCGGCGUGACGGCCCCCAUGUUCACCUUCGUGCUGUUCUUCAGCUCAGCCCGAGGGAUCCCAGAUGCGUUCUGCUUCACCUUCCAUCUCACCAGCUCAGGCUUCAUCAUCAUGUCCCUGAAGACCGUGGCUGUGAUCGCGCUGCACCGGCUCCGGAUGGUGCUGGGGAAGCAGCCCAAUCGCACGGCCUCCUUUCCCUGCACUCUGCUCCUCACCCUGCUUCUCUGGGCCACCAGUUUCACCCUCGCCACCUUGGCUACCUUGAAAACCAGCAAGUCCCACCUGUGUCUUCCCAUGUCCAGUCUGAUUGCUGGAAAAGGGAAAGCCAUCCUCUCUCUCUAUGUGGUCGACUUCACCUUUUGUGUCGCCGUGGUCUCCAUCUCUUACAUCAUGAUCGCCCAGACCCUGCGGAAGAAUGCUCAAGUCCGAAAGUGCCCCCCUGUCAUCACAGUCGAUGCUUCCAGACCGCAGCCCUUCAUGGGGGCUUCGAUGAAGGGAGGGACCGAGCCCAUGCAAUGCACCAUGCCGGCUCUAUAUAGGAACCAGAAUUACAACAAACUGCAGCACAUUCAGACCCACGGGUACACCAAGAGUCCCAACCAGCUGUCAACCCCUGCAGCCAGCCACCUCCAGCUGGUGUCAGCCAUCAACCUCUCCACCGCCAAGGAUUCCAAGGCCGUGGUCACCUGUGUGAUCAUUGUGCUGUCGGUCCUGGUGUGCUGUCUUCCACUGGGGAUUUCCUUGUUGCAGGUGGUUCUCUCCAGCAACGGGAGCUUCAUCCUUUACCAAUUUGAACUGUUUGGAUUUACCCUUAUAUUUUUCAAGUCAGGAUUAAACCCUUUUAUAUAUUCUCGGAACAGCACAGGGCUGCGAAGGAAAGUGCUCUGGUGCCUCCAGUACAUAGGCCUGGGCUUCUUCUGCUGCAAACAGAAGACCCGACUUCGAGCCAUGGGAAAAGGGAACCUCGAAGUCAACAGAAACAAAUCCUCCCAUCACGAAACAAAUUCCGCUUACAUGUUGUCUCCAAAACCGCAGAAGAAAUUUGUGGACCAGGCUUGUGGCCCAAGCCAUUCAAAGGAAAGUGUGGCGAGUCCCAAGAUCUCGGCGGGGCAUCAACACUGUGGUCAGAGCAGCUCGACUCCCAUCAACACUCGGAUCGAACCCUACUACAGCAUUUACAAUAGCAGCCCCUCCCAGGAGGAGAGCAGCCCAUGUCACUUACAGCCAGUCACCUCUUUUGGAUUUGCCAACUCGUAUAUCGCCAUGCACUAUCACACCACUAACGAUUUAAUGCAAGAAUACGAUAGCACUUCAGCCAAGCAGAUUCCGGUACCCUCUGUUUAAAGCCAUGGAGGCUGGGGAAUCUCCCAGGAACGACUUUUUGUUUCUGAUACUUAUAGACUUUUUUAUAACUUGGAGAUCAGAGGCAGAUUGAAACCUAAAGAUUCAGCUAAAAAGUUGGCUGUUAGGGUUUUAUUUUGUCUGCAGGAUUAGUAUCUUUUGAUUUGCUUUAUAGUUUCUUGACACUUUAAGAUUUGAUGUAAAAGUUUAUUUAGAUUUUUACCCUGAUCUCUUCCCCAAUCUUUUGUACUUGAACCUUUAAGUAGAUGCCAGGAAUGAUGCUACUAUGGUAAAGCAGAAAAUUGACUGGUUGUGAUCAUGUGAAUCAAUGUUAUAGGUCUUCAAAGUAUAUUUUGGCUGGAUUUUUUUAAAAGAAUGUGAAGGUAUGCUCUUUGCUGAGGUGUUAUUUUUAUUCAUUGAAUUGUAAAUUUUGACCUUUUGAAGUAUUGAAAUAGGAAACAAUACACCUUUUUGGUAGCAGAUUGAUUUGAAGAAAUAAUAUAUUGUUAAAGCAGAAACCAGAAAUAUGUUACCUAUAAACUCUGUCCUUACCAAAAACACAUAGGCAUGAGGUACUUUCCUUUCAUAAGGCAGUCAACUAAGAAUAUAGUAUUAUAGUUAUUAUCAUUUUUUAUCAUAGAUGUUAUUUUCUGUCAGUUGAAUAGCUUUAUAGUUCUUUUAAAAAGAGAGAUGUUAA
Messenger RNA from Carlito syrichta (Philippine tarsier), 2537 nucleotides. It is a transcript of the gene GPR75, whose product is annotated as G protein-coupled receptor 75. Bases 221 to 1843 code for a protein of 540 amino acids. Gene Ontology annotation, molecular function: C-C chemokine receptor activity. The record is from RefSeq and is a predicted model, not a curated record. Gene Ontology annotation, cellular component: membrane. The transcript has a single exon. Gene Ontology annotation, biological process: G protein-coupled receptor signaling pathway. NCBI's taxonomy places the organism in Eukaryota, Metazoa, Chordata, Mammalia, Primates, Tarsiidae.